Exophiala xenobiotica is the source of this 327-nucleotide messenger RNA. RefSeq lists its product as uncharacterized. Lineage: Eukaryota; Fungi; Ascomycota; Eurotiomycetes; Chaetothyriales; Herpotrichiellaceae. The transcript has a single exon. The record is from RefSeq and is a predicted model, not a curated record. The coding region runs from base 1 to 327 and encodes 108 amino acids.
AUGGGUGCCCGGCAAGAGCGAGCUCGACAGCCGUUUAGCUUCCCAAUGCGACGGACUCCCCCACGAAGAACCUCUCUAGAGAAACAAGUUUUCGACAAGAUGUGGAAUGUAAAACCCGGAUGGAACUGGAAAGAAACUGGCCGAGGCAAAAUAUUCUUCAACAAUACGAGGACAUGUGUUGAGGAAAGAGAAAUGUCGAAAAAGCGUUUGGAAACCUUUGGCGACAUUGGACCAUGGAGGGACUUUGUCGAGGAAGUUGAGGCGACCUUUCACGAGAUGAAAGAACCAUUAGUUGAGGGACGCAAGUAUUCGGCAGCUUUGAGUUGA